Messenger RNA from Cryptomeria japonica (Japanese cedar), 1467 nucleotides. Its product is annotated as transcription factor MYB10. Gene Ontology annotation, molecular function: RNA polymerase II cis-regulatory region sequence-specific DNA binding; DNA-binding transcription factor activity, RNA polymerase II-specific. The record is from RefSeq and is a predicted model, not a curated record. Lineage: Eukaryota; Viridiplantae; Streptophyta; Pinopsida; Cupressales; Cupressaceae. The transcript is spliced from 3 exons. The coding region runs from base 75 to 1241 and encodes 388 amino acids. Gene Ontology annotation, cellular component: nucleus. Gene Ontology annotation, biological process: regulation of DNA-templated transcription.
UUUCCGUGUUUUAUAAAGAUCAGAACAGAGAGUUUUAUAAAAUUAGGAAAAGGAAUGAAUGCGUCCCUCAAAACAUGGAAACGAAUAACUGUAACUGUGAUUUGGAUGCCAAAGAAGAAUGUUCAGAGCCCAAAAUGUGCCAGAGGGGUCAUUGGAGACAAGAUGAAGAUAACAAACUUAUAGAGCUUGUUCAAAAGUAUGGUCCGCAAAACUGGAAUGCUAUUGCAGACGAACUCCAUGGAAGAUCAGGGAAAAGUUGCAGGCUGAGGUGGUAUAACCAGCUGGAUCCACGCAUCAAUCGAAGGCCCUUCACGGAAGACGAGGAGGCCAGGCUUGUCGCUGCUCAUCGAUUACAUGGUAAUAAAUGGGCAACCAUUGCCUGCCUCUUUCCAGGAAGAACUGACAAUGCUAUAAAGAACCACUGGCAUGUUAUCAUGGCAAGAAAAUUCAGAGACCGAUCUCGAAUCUAUGGCAGACGUUAUUCAUGGCAUUCUCUGAGAAAGGCGGCAACUCGAAAUGCCAGGCACUCUGCAGAUCUUCACUACCACAUUGCUCAAAGUUCUGUCAACACAAGAAAGCCUCUGGACCUUAUCAAAAAUCUCUCUUUCCAAACCAAUUCACGAGGUAGCAUUCCAUCUGCCGAAGGCGAGGAUUGCAGUGACAGAACGACGACAGAAUUUCGGUCUCCAAAACCCACCUUGGAAACAUCUUUUUCUUCAUCAGCAUUUUCAUGGCCUGUAAUGCCAGAGCCACCAGAUAUGGCUAAAUGGGAGAAGCUCCGUUAUGAAUGGAAACAACUAGGAUCUACUGGUUCAGAUGCUGAAUUCCAUGGACAACUCAAACUACCACAUGCUUAUCAUCACCUUAGGAUUCCUCCUCCUUGUAGAAAGAGUGAUAAAAGCCUAUCUAAACCUAACCAAGGCAUAAAAUUGAUUACUGGUAACACCUACAAUCCCUUUGUUGGACAUUUGGGAAUUAAUUAUAAUAAGAAUUCUAAAUGCAGAACACCGGUAAAAGUAAAACUUUUACCUUUCAAUCAGUCUCAUAAUGUAAAAAAUGGGAAGCCUAUAGAGAUCCCAGGGAUAGAAGGUCGUCAGGUAAAAUGUGCUGAUUUUAAUGCGAAUGGAUCAGAUGCUGAACCUUCACGGUCUCAUUCAAUGGAUAAAGCAGAAGAGGAGCCAGGAAGCAAUGGCACAGAUAAAGUUCUCUUCAUCGAUUUCUUAGGAGUGGGGGCUUCAUAAUUGAAGACCAAUGAAACGUGCAGAUGUACAUCUUGCACCAAAAUGUUUGUAUAUAUAUAACUGGGAAACUUAAGUAUGACAUUAUGCAGGUUAACCGUGAUUGUAGCCAUGAAGGUAAAUUCAGGCGCUCAAUCCAUCGUAUAAACAUACAAAGUAUGGAAUCAAUUAGAUUGUGCAUUGCGGAAGAAUUUAUUUUACAUGAAUGUUAAUUUAAAAUGGCACUAUU